GUGUGACAUCACAGCCAAUUAAACAGGAAAAGAUGGAUUACAUCAAGGUGUCAGUAGGAGGCCAUGGGUCAGACUCCACGACAGUGCCAUCCAGAGCAGGAAGGGUGUCGUCCCAGCCAGUCAGACAGGAAGAUCUGGACUACACCAAGGUGCCAGCAAGCGGCCAUGGGUCAGACAGCUCAGGAACCACGGUUAGAGGACAGGUGACCUCCAAGCUAAUUAAACAGGAAGAAGUGGAGUAUGUUAAGGUGUCCAUAGGAGGACAAGGGCCAGAAGAUACCACCGCUACAUCUAGAGAUGCGGGUGAGCCGGCCAUAGAUAGCAGCGACACUGCGGCCCCCACACAAUCCCCUGCCACUCCGGCCUCUAGUUGUCACGGAUCCCAGGCUGCCGCGUCUCCAAACCUCGGAGUCCCGCGUCUGCGCAUCGUGAAGUUCACCGAGAAGGAGCUGGAUGUCCUUGUGGACCUGGUGAUAGAGAACUAUUCAAAACUUUUUGGCAAAGAGGCCGACAUCACCCCCAGCGUGGCUAAAAAUGCCAUGUGGCAAGCUAUAGCCAAUGAGGUCAGCGCGGUGGGAGUGGCUUCCCGAACCAGUGACAAAGUCAAGAAGAGAUGGAAGGAUGCCAAGCGCAAGAUGAAUGAGAAGCUGAGCGAGGCUGCGGCCCACGUGGCGGAAACUGGGCGCCGCCCGCCGCCACACCUGAGGCUGGCCCCCUACGAGCAGCGGCUGAGAGAUUUCUUCAAGCCGGAGUUCAGCAAAGAGGUGGAGUGGAACCAGGACAAAGAAGAUCUGCCAGAGGAGCAGGAGGCUGAGGCCAUAGACUGUGGCCAGCAGGAGCCCCCCGCCAUCGUGGUCCUCUCUCCUCAGUGUCAGGACACCGGCGAGGACUCCAGCAAGGACUCCUCUGAAGACCCCUCCGUGGUGUCCCCAGAGAAUCGGCCGCCUGACGCCGUGGAGGACAGAGACCUGACUCUGGAGUCAGCGUCUGAGACACCUGACCAUCAUCUCUCCACCAUCAACAGCAGCCUGCACAGCCUGUCCUCCCACCAGCGGGAAUCCAACAUCCUCAUGCAGGAGCAGAACGCCAUCCUGUCCCAGAUAGCCUACUCCCUGACCCGCCUGCAGAUCCAGCAGACAGACGGACUGGCGGCCCUGGGCAGUAUUAUACAGAGGGGCAUAGAGGUCAUACACCCUGCAUCGUGCCCGGCGGCCAAUCAUCGGGCCCCCGAGCACCCAAGCAUCCCCUCUGGGCCCAGGCGGCAGGUUGUGGGCAUCGGCAGAUACAGUCCAGAUCAGCCUGUCCCCCCAAAAAGGAAAAUCACCUAGUUGGAGCCCCCCAUGCCCUGAGUGUCACUGUUAUGUUAGAUAGGUUUCCUGGGUCGAUGUGAUGACUUUUGUAGAAAUGGUGUCUGAUGUGUUUCAUUAAUGUUAUGGACUGAAUAAAUGCUAUAUUGAAGCAAUAUGA
This is a messenger RNA of Pseudophryne corroboree (corroboree frog), 1467 nucleotides long. RefSeq lists its product as uncharacterized. Lineage: Eukaryota; Metazoa; Chordata; Amphibia; Anura; Myobatrachidae. The coding region runs from base 33 to 1328 and encodes 431 amino acids. The transcript has 5 exons. The record is from RefSeq and is a predicted model, not a curated record.